This is a messenger RNA of Lingula anatina, 1992 nucleotides long. RefSeq names its product metal transporter CNNM4. NCBI's taxonomy places the organism in Eukaryota, Metazoa, Brachiopoda, Lingulata, Lingulida, Lingulidae. Gene Ontology annotation, biological process: transport; magnesium ion homeostasis. Gene Ontology annotation, cellular component: plasma membrane. Gene Ontology annotation, molecular function: transmembrane transporter activity. The record is from RefSeq and is a predicted model, not a curated record.
AUGUUAGACCAAGGAGUUAUAACUCCUUGGUUAGACUACAUCCCAGAUAGCAAAGAGUGGUCGCGCCAACGUCGGCCCGACGACUUUGCCUCCGUCGGGCCAACGUUGGCAGACGACGUCGGAAAUUUUCUCUUGUGUACUCUGCUUCUAGGCAAUGUCCUGGUAAACAGCACCUUGGCAAUUUUAUUUGAAGAUUUAACUUCUGGUCCCAUUGCUGUGGUUGCAUCCACAUUGGGUAUUGUUAUAUUUGGGGAGAUUAUUCCUCAGGCCAUAUGCUCCAGGCAUGGAUUGGCAGUUGGAGCCAGGACAAUAUUACUUACCUAUAUCUUCAUGGUAAUUACUUUCCCAUUAUCUUUUCCAAUAAGUAAAAUUUUGGACCUGAUUCUCGGAGAAGAAUUAGGUACUGUGUACAAUAGAGAAAAACUGAGAGAGCUUGUCACUAUGACCAAAGAUUACAAUGAAUUGGCAGCUGAUGAAGUGAAUAUCAUCACAGGAGCAUUGGAAUUGACUAAGAAAACCGUUGGUGAUAUUAUGACAAAGAUAGAAGAUGUGUACAUGGUAGACAUAAAUGCAGUUUUAGACUUUGAGACUAUGUCCACUAUUGUGAAAACAGGUUACACAAGAAUCCCAGUAUAUGAGGAAGAAAGGCCAAAUAUUGUGGCCCUGUUAAAUGUGAAGGAUUUGGCAUUUGUGGAUCCUGAUGACAAAACCCCUCUGAAAAUUGUGUGCAAAUUUUACAACCACCCCAUGCUAUUCGCCUUUGAGGAUUCAAAGUUGGAUGCUAUGCUUCAGGAGUUCAAGCAAGGUCAUUCUCAUUUGGCCAUCGUUCAGCGUGUAAAUACUGAGGGCGAAGGAGAUCCAUUUUAUGAAACUGUGGGUUUGGUCACAUUAGAGGACAUCAUAGAAGAGAUUAUCCAAUCUGAGAUUGUGGAUGAGACAGACACUGUUAUUGACAAUCGUAACAAGAGGUGUCUGGACAAGAACAAACGUGAUUUCUCAUACUUCAACCAGCCAGAUGCUUUCCACAAACCCACCAUUUCCUCACAGCUGGCUCUGGCAGCAUACCAGUUCCUAUCUACAACCGUGGAGCCAUUCAGGGAAGACUUCAUCUCUAAGCACGUCCUGCAGCGCUUGAUUCGACAAGACAUUGCAAUAAACCAUGUCUACACUGAAAACAGCAACAACUUCAUCUACGUGCGGGGUAAAGUGGCCGACUACUUUGUUCUGCUUUUACAGGGAAAAGUAGAGGUCGAGGCAGGCAAAGAAAACAUGUUGUUUGAAGGGGGUCCUUUCAUGUACUUUGGAAUACAAGCUCUCACCAAUGCAAGCAGCCGCUCCCUUCCAAAACAUCCCAGUCUUAGCAGCAUCAGCAGUACAGACACAGCAGCAUACAACCGGCCAGCACACUAUGUACCAGACUUCUCAGUGAAGGCCACCAUGAAUCUGCAGUACUUGAAGAUUACCAGGGCACAGUAUAUAGCCGCCAGGAGGGCCACCAUGGUAGAAAGACACCCCCGGAGCCCAGCAGCAGCAGGUAACAAUACCCUAACGGAUGACACCUUUGCUAAAGAGUGGAAGCGUGCUCACUCGCAUGAAUCCCCCGUGACUGUGCAUGCAUCACAGGAGCAUGACUUGAACAAGUCGUUUGAAGUGUCCCCCUUGGGAGAAGGCAGUGAGAGGGAGUUCACCUCAGAUACUGAUACUAUCGACCUUAAACUGGACUCCUACAGUAAUGAGAUCCCCCUUACGCAUGACCAGUCUAAGAACAGCAGUGAAAACACAAAGCAGGAAACCACGGAGAGAUCGACACUGCUGUAAGCAAAGAUAGAGAACAUGGCGAUGAGUAAAAUAUGAAGAGCUUUGAUUAACUUAAUGCUGGAUAUAAGAAAAUGAAGAAUGUAACAUGGUUUGUGAUUGUAAGACUUCUGUUAACUGAACUCCUUCUACUAUAAUUAGUUUUAGCCAAAUCAAAUGCUAACAAAUGCAAAAAAA